This is a messenger RNA of Symbiodinium natans, 801 nucleotides long. The record is from the annotation of a GenBank genome assembly. Lineage: Eukaryota; Dinophyceae; Suessiales; Symbiodiniaceae.
AUGGGCGAUAAGGAGUGGCAAGACACCAAGAAGUAUCUCGAGGCGAACCCCGAGGAAGCCCGAAGGAUGGAGACCUUCUCGCGGGACGCUAAGGCCGUGCGUGCGUGGAUGCAGACGCAGGCUAUUACCGAGUACUACAACACACGCCUCAGCAACGGCGAUGAGGUGGUAACCAACAAGUUCAAUGCCCUGGAAAAGAACCCAGAGCUCGCAGCCAUCUUCGAAGACAUCAAGCGCGGGGGUAACCAGGCCGCCAUGCAGCACUACCACAACGAACCGCUCAUGCUCAAGAUCAGCAGAGCCAUGGGAGGUGUGCCGGACGAAGUGAAGACAGUGAUUCAGGACAUCCAGAGCAAGCCGAUCACCCUCCAGGAGGCCUGCCUCCGCGGCGACAUGAAGACCCUCGAGGACUACCUGGAAGCGACAGCCGGUGACCAGGAGAAACGGAACAUCGAUGAGAAGGAUGCCAAAGGGAUCAGCUGCCUCGCCUACGCCAUCGGGGCCAACCGCACCCAAGUGGUGAAGAAGCUCUUAGAGAGCAAGGCCAAUCCUGCGGAGGUUGACAACAGUGGUGGUAAUGCCAUUCACUAUGUGCCUGGGCGGGUAUGGACGUUGUUUCAGGCAAGUUUUGGUGUCUUUGUUGUGUGGAGGUGUUUUGAGAGGGGUAGUUUUACAGUCCUUAGAGGUUUGGCAAAGCCUCUCCAACCCAAAAUUUUCUCCAGUGCCUUCUCUGAGCGAGUGUUUCUGCAAGUCCCUUGCAAAUCCGCACGGAAGCGAAUGGAAGCGCCAAAGAAUAUCUAG